This is a messenger RNA of Knipowitschia caucasica, 312 nucleotides long. Lineage: Eukaryota; Metazoa; Chordata; Actinopteri; Gobiiformes; Gobiidae. The record is from the annotation of a GenBank genome assembly.
AUGGUCAGAGUGUGGGGCAUUGAUUCGUGUUUGUGCGGCUCAGCAGUUAGAGACGCUGACCCCAGAGUGAAGCCAGAGGUGGUCAGCACUUCACCUCCACUGCAGAGCUCUCCGAUAGUUCAGCAGAUCAAAUGGCCUUCUCACACUGCGAUCAGAGCGGCUCCGUGUCUCCACUCAUCACACGAUCAAUUUUCAUGCAUUAUGAAGUACAGCUCCGGAAUCAAACGAGCCUCACAACAAUCAUGCAGCAGGAGGAGGAGCCAGCAGGAGGCCCGGACUAGAGACAGCAGUAACUUUGACAAAGAAAGAUGA